AUGAUUUUUUCAAGGGAUCCUGAGAGCUCCAGUCAAAGAGAUAUCGUCACGAGAGGUGACUUCCAACUUUCACCAAAAAGGUCCGAUGGACAAUCGAGACCUCAAGCUGAGACUAUAUGCUCCCCUGGCGGCAGCGCAACUCUAGCUUCUCCAACAUCAGAAAGCCAAGGACCUUACUCCGAGCCCACCCACACACCAGCACAAAGCUUCAUAUCUGGUGCUACAUCACAAAGAACUAGCGAAGAGUCCUUCCUGAGCACGACGACCAACAAUUUCAACGACUCAAGCCUGGAGUCCACUGAUUCUAAGAAAGGCAAAGAGACCCCACAGCCAAAGCCAACUGCAAGAGACCUAGACUGGGAUGGUCCAGAUGACAAGGCAAACCCUCAAAACUGGCCAGCUUUUAAAAAGUGGUUCAUCACAUUCACUGUUGCCCUAGACUGUCUUUGUGUUUCGUUGGGAUCGUCUCUUUAUGUUGAGGCCGUUCCAGAUUUGAUGAUUGAGAUGGGUGUCUCGCAAACACUCGGUAUUUCUGGCUUGACAUUCUAUCUUAUAGGAUUGGCAUUGGGACCAGUCCUUGCUGCGCCGGUAUCUGAGAUCAUCGGACGCAGAUGGAUUUACAUUGUUUCCUUGCCAAUAGGCAUGCUUUUCACCAUGGGAGUUGGCCUUGCCAAAAACAUCAGAACCAUUCUUGUUCUCAGAUUUUUCUCCGGUUUCUUCAACUCACCUCCAAUGUCAGUUGCAGGAGGUACAGUGAGUGACUUGUGGAGCAAUGACCCAGCCCAGUUGGCCGUCGCUAUGGCCCUUUUCUGUCUUGCUCCUUUCUUGGGCCCUGUUAUUGGUCCAAUUGUGGGUGGAUUUGCGGUCGACAAUCACAGCUGGGAAUGGACACAAUGGGUCCUCUUGAUCUUCUGCGGUGGAAUCAUGCCACUCCUUGUUUUGUGUCCUGAAACACUCAAGCAUGCCAUUUUGAAGAAGAGAGCAAUCAAGAGAGGUAUUGAACUUGACAAGCCCAAGAUGGAUCUCGCUCUUCUCAAGAAGAUUGCAACGAUUUUCCUCUUCAGACCAGUCGAGAUGUUGAUUGUGGAACCUAUCGUGUGUCUCACCUCCGUGUACAUCGCUUUCGUGUUUGCAGUGUUAUUCGGUUUCUUCCAAGCAUACCCUAUCAUCUUUAGGGGCAUUUAUGAAAUGAACAGAGGCGUGUCUGGUUUACCCUUCAUUGGUGUUGGUGUCGGUUUGAUUAUUGGUGUGCUCGCAUUUAUUCAAUUUGACCACACUUUUUUCCACCCAAAGAACGAAGAUGGAUCUAGAGUCAAGCGUGAUGAAAAUGGCGAGCCUAUCGAGCUUGCACCAGAAUCCAGAUUGGCCGUUGCAGUUAUUGGCUCAGUGUUCUUGCCAAUUGCCUUGUUCUGGUUAGCAUGGACAUCGAGAGAGUCGAUUCACUGGAUUGCACCAACAUUGGCAGGUGUUCCCUUCGGUUUCGGCUUGAUCUGGGUCUUCUUUGGUAUUGUCCUUUACUACUCCAUGACGUACCCUCCUCAGUGUCUUGCGUCUGCAUUGGCGGCCAACAAUGUUUUGCGUUACAGUUUGGCAUCGGUGUUCCCACUUUUCAUUUUUGACAUGUACGAAGAGCUCGAGGUCGAUUGGGCUACCUCUGUGUUUGCCUUCAUUGCAUUGGUGAUGGUGCCAAUCCCAUUCGUGUUUUACAAGUUUGGAAACAGGCUCAGACUGAAAUCCAAGUACAGUUUUGAGGCCGAAGCUAAGAGACUUGCAGCUGAGAAGGAAGACGAGGACAGUCAGGAAGCCUUCGAGUUCAAGUUCAAUGAAUCUGGAUCUAUCAGAAGUGAGCCCAAUGAAGGGGCAGGUUCCCCCUUCGUUCCAUCCACCAGGACCAUGACCGCUGACGAUAUGGUUGCUGACAAGGCAUAA
This is a messenger RNA of Candidozyma duobushaemuli, 1929 nucleotides long. Its product is annotated as MFS transporter. Gene Ontology annotation, cellular component: membrane. The transcript has a single exon. Gene Ontology annotation, molecular function: spermidine transmembrane transporter activity; spermine transmembrane transporter activity. NCBI's taxonomy places the organism in Eukaryota, Fungi, Ascomycota, Pichiomycetes, Serinales, Metschnikowiaceae. The record is from RefSeq and is a predicted model, not a curated record. The coding region runs from base 1 to 1929 and encodes 642 amino acids. Gene Ontology annotation, biological process: spermidine transport; transmembrane transport; spermine transport.